Molecule: messenger RNA, 8083 nt
Organism: Anarrhichthys ocellatus (wolf-eel)
Lineage: Eukaryota; Metazoa; Chordata; Actinopteri; Perciformes; Anarhichadidae
Gene: cdon
Product: cell adhesion associated, oncogene regulated
Exons: 19
Coding region: 570-3935 (1121 amino acids)
Biological process (GO): nervous system development; cell-cell adhesion
Molecular function (GO): protein binding
Source: RefSeq, a predicted model, not a curated record
CUGUGGGGCUGGGACAUUCCUGGUUUGACGACCAGCCUCGCCGCUGCCAUGAUUUGCUGAGCAACUCGACACUGGCUUCAAAGAUGCGUGUGUGACGGAGGCAGCGGUACAGAGACGGAGACUGAGAACUUGGGGAGAAGUUACAAUAACGGGUUUAGACAGACAGGUAGAGAGAGAUAGUGUGUGACUUUACCAAGCCGGGACGUAACGCUUUUAUUCAAACACGCGGACUCCAAACUUCCCACGAGAAAACUCUCCACUACCUCAACUCGAGUUUAGACCAGCGGGAGUUGUCGCACCUUGGCCCCGACUCCCGAGCAGCUCUGCGGUUCUGAAAACUCUCUUUCCCCCCGUCAACCUCCGGCUGUUUUCAUGUUCCUCCCGUCGUUUCGCACUUUGAGCCCGUGUCUAAUGGAGGGCCCCGUACGGAUUUGCCUCCAGAAGAAUGUGUUCUGCUGCUGAUUCACCCGACCGCUCGCAGCUUUCGCCCUCCUGCAAGAGAGGUUUGCUGAACAGACGAGGGCGUGUGCGUUGGGCAACACGGCUGCUGGCAGGGGUCAAAGUGCACCAUGGACAGUGGCCUAAGGGUCCUCCUGUCCACUGUGCUGUGUCUCAGCCAGUCCCUGCUUAUCGGCUGCUCAUCUCAAUAUCCCUCUUUCCGCUCUGAGCCUGCCUCCUUGGUUCAGGGUCAAGGCUCUGUUGCUCGUCUGCUCUGCUUGGUGAGUCCUCCGUCUGCGGCGGUUUCCUGGCGCUUCAGAGGCCGUCCCCUGGACCAGGACACCCUGCCUGCCGUGGAGAUCCACGAGGGCUCCCUCACCAUCCCCUCCCUUAAGCCCAGCCACGUGGGCGUCUAUCAGUGUGUGGCACGCUUAGCCAAUGGGCCGGCUAUCGCAAGCCGCCACGCGCGUGUGGCAAUAGCAGAAAUAUCAGAAUAUGAAGAUGGCCGACGGCGGUCGUUGUCAGUGCAGGAAGGCAGCUCUGUUCUUAUAGAGUGUCCUCUACCGCACAGCGUCCCUCCAGCCCUUCCUAGACUAAGAGUACGAGGGGAGCGGAUAGACGUGUCAACAGAUGACUAUUUAGUGCUUCCAUCUGGAAACCUCCAGAUUAUCUCUGUUUCAGACCAGCACCAGGGCAUGUACAAAUGUGGUGCAUUCAACCCUCUUACUGGGGAAACCGUCAUGCAGUCUCACGGUACCAAGCUCUCAGUGAAACAUUCGGACUCUUUCCCCUCAGUGAGGAUAGUCUACCCCACCGCCCCAAGGACUGUUUCGGUGCAGCAAUCACAGCCGCUGACGUUGGAGUGCAUCGUGUCUGGUAGUCCUGCGCCAGCAGCUAAAUGGUUGAAAAACGGUAAGGAGGUCACACCGGGGCCUUCUCACCGACAGCACAACAACCUGGCCUUUGUUGCGGUGACGAGGAGUGAUGAAGGGAGUUACGCCUGUGCUGCUGAGACCAAGCAGGGGACGGUGACCAGCGCUAACUAUACUGUAAAUGUUCUUGAGCCCAUGUCGAUCGCAGAGGGCCUGACCAACCAGCUCGUCUCUCAUGGCUCCUCCACUCGUUUUACCUGCGUAGCGACAGGAAACCCUUCCCCAAACAUCACCUGGCUGUUCAACGCCAACCCCAUCACCCCAUCGCGCCGCUUCCAGGUCUCUGGAUCCUCACUUGUUAUUACAGACGUGACAUCACAGGAUGAGGGCUUGUUUCAGUGUCUGCUGGACAAUGGGAUUGGCUCGGCACAGUCAUCUGGAAUACUUACGAAGCAAUCAGAUCCACAGCUGGGCUCCACUGCUGGUGUGCCGCUGGAGGCUUCACCGUCGCUCCACCCCAUGCAGAGCGACGAGGGCCAGGAGCGCUUCCUUACCGAAGAAGAAGGCGACACGAUUAACCUGCCGGCUGACAGGAAUAGCGGCCGUCCUACUCCAGAGGCGCCGAUCAUCAUCAGUCCGCCUCAGACUCACAAGCCCGACAUGUACGACCUGGAGUGGAGGGCAGGGCGGGAUCGAGGGAGUAAAAUCAACGCCUAUUUUGUCAAAUACCGUAAGGUCGAUGAAAUGGGAACAGUGGUGGGGAGUUGGCAUACAGUUCGUGUCCCUGGCAGUGAGAAGACCCUGCGGCUGUCAGAGCUAGAGGCCUCCAGUCUCUACGAGGUGCUGAUGGUUGCUCGAAGUUCAUCAGGCGAGGGCCAGCCAGCCAUGCUCACCUUCCGCACCGGCAAGGAGAAGACCACCACCUCCAACAAGAAUCCGUCCAAGCCUCCCAUCAUCUCGAUGCCCCCUAAAGCUCCAGAGGACAAAACCACCAACACACACUUUGGUGUCGUCAUACACGACAGAGUACCCGAGGCCCCCGACCGCCCCACCAUCUCCAUGGCCACUGAAAGUUCGGUGUAUGUCACCUGGAUCCCGAGAGCCAAUGGCGGGUCUCCGGUCACAGCUUUCCGUGUGGAGUACAGACGCGGCCGCAGCGCAGAGUGGGUUGUGGCUGCGGAUAACAUCUCACCUCUCAAGCUGUCUGUAGAAGUUCGCAAUCUGGAGCCUGGUUCCUCCUACAAGUUUCGCGUCGUAGCCAUGAACAUGUACGGCGAGAGUCCUCACAGCAUUCCCUCGAAGCCGUACCAGGUGCCACAAGCGAGCCCGCGUAUCGCAGACCGUCCUGUGGUCGGACCUCACAUCUCAUCCACAGACGCCAUCAGUGACACACAGAUCAUGCUGCGCUGGACUUAUAGCCCCUCGAGUAACAACAACACUCCAAUCCAAGGCUUCUACAUUUACUACCGGCCCACGGACAGUGACAAUGACAGCGACUACAAAAGAGAUAUGGUGGAAGGUGUAAAACACUGGCACAUGAUUGGACAUCUCCAGCCAGAGACCUCCUACGAUAUCAAGAUGCAGUGCUUUAAUGAUGGGGGAGAGAGCGAAUACAGCAACGUCAUGAUCUGUGAGACCAAAGCACGUCGGUCCCCGGGGUCGCCCAGCCAGCACCCCAUCACCCCACCUUACCCUCACCCGCAGGAGCCUCCCAGCCCACCUGGAGGUCUCCUGUACCUGAUUGUGGGCUGCGUUUUGGGAGUGAUGGUGCUCAUCCUGCUGGCUUUCAUUGCCAUGUGUCUGUGGAGGAAUCGUCAGCAGAACAACAUGCUCAAGUAUGACCCUCCCGACUACCUGUACCAGCGAGCAGAGAUGAAUGGCCAUGUCCUCGAGUACACCACUCUUCCUGGCUCCAGCCGUAUCAAUGGGGGCGUCCACGGUGGCUAUGGGCACAGUGGUCCCAUGUUACCCCAAGGGUGCCAUCACCUCCACCACAAACUCCCCAACGGCUUGGCGUUGCUCAACGGCUCCGGCAGUCUGUUCUCACCCGGCCAUCCACACGGCCACCCACACAGCCACGAUGGCACCCUGCCCCACAGCACCCACGACUGCGAGCACUCGCACCCCCACCACCACCAUAAUGGUGGAGGCAUGUACACAGCUCUUCCCCAAACAGAGUCGUCUGAUUGUAUGAGCUGUCAGAACCUCUGCAACAACAAUAGAUGUUACAACAAGACCAAUGGCACUCUGCCUGUAAUGCAUCGCGUGGCGCCAUGCCAGCAGGACGGUCUGGAGAUGGUGCCUCUGGGCCAGGUGUCGUCGCAGUGCUACGGCCCCGACAGCCACAUGCACACUGGUGACCAGGGAGCGGACGCAGGGUGCCAGCAAGACGAGCACAGGGAGUCCUCGCCCUCACAGCAUUCCUGCUGUCUGGUCGGGAACAAUGAAAACUGUAUAGCAGACAAUACUGCUGAGGAGGAGCUGGAGUGCAUGGACAUGGAGGGGCCUGUGGUGUGCUGGGAGAGUCUUGGCCUGCCAGACUUGGACUGUGACGAAAAGCCUGGGUGGAUCUCAAGCAGCAGCCUCGCAGGCGAGCUGAUCCAGCCCAGCCCACAGGAGGUCUGAACACAGGCCACACACAAACGCACUCUCCUGCAGCGUGGAGGGCUUAGAGAAACCACACAGAGAAGACUGGACGAGAGACAGUGGUGGGAAUGUCACAGAGGACCAGCGAUGGGCGAGUCAGAGACACUGCAUGUUACAGUGACAGGGACACUAAACGUUCUAUGGACUGAGCUGAGAUGAACAAAGUGUGAAAAGAGAGCAACUACAAGAGACUGAGAGCAAGGCCAGAUGGAGGGAAAUGCAAAGAGCAAAGGAAAAGUUGCUCAAAGACAGAAAUGAUAUCCCACUGGGUGGAAGACUCUCAUAAGAUCAAAAACUUCAAAGACUUAUUUAUUUUUUGUAGUAGUGAAAUAUUAUUUCAUAUGAAUGUAUCUGUUUUAAAGUAAAAGAAGUUUGUCUUUUAUAUUAUUUAUGCCUUUUGGAUGAGAAAUACUUUUUAUUUUUUGUUGUUGUUUUGUCCCUCUGUGUUCCACUCAAGUGUGGAGAUUGGCAAUUGUCCGUGUAAAGUUUUGUGAUAAUAUAAAGAGAAGAUAUGGAAGAGUAAACGACAAACUGUUUUCAAUGUCUUUCCCUCCCCUCCUUCAUGUGCGCGACGCCCAAUGAAUGAUUGCUGUAGUAAAAUUCCCGGCCUCACUCCAAACCCAUCGAUAUUUCUGGCAGGCCUUUGAAGUGGCUCUCUGAUGGGCUGUCCCACUGCAGUGACCCCUGAAUGGGGUGAACACUCCCUUCACUGUUCAGAUUAAGGGCUGCUGCUCUUUGCUUCAGUGAAUACUUGAUAGCUCAUCACUUAUCGCAAAAUGCACUGUUGCUUCGUGAGUACUGUUGACCUAGUGGACCCAAUCUGUUACAGAAGUGGGGAAGUUGCAUUAAAAUAGAAUUGCUAAGUGUGAGCAGCCCUCUCACGCAAAUCUGAGUAUGUUAAAACUCCUCUGCUGCCAGUAAUAGAAUACUUCCCAUCCUUUUUAAUUUUGUGGUGACAGGUGAAGUUUAUCUGACCAGGUGAGAUUCUGGUAUCAGGUACCAACCACAGAAAAAGACUAAAUCUAAAUCUAAACACAAACUGUGACAAAGAUAGCAGCAAAUGCUCCAUCCAGAGAAAACUUUAUCUUUUCUCAUCAGUGUGACCAUGUUUUUUCACUUAACCCUGACAAUGCAGAUUGCGUCAUUUCAUUGUGUCGACAAAGGAGUUGCAGUAAUUAAGGGAAGUUGUUUAUGAAAAGACAAAAGGCUAAAUCACCCAAACUCAAACUAACAUACGAAUCAAAGAUCAUCUGCAGGGUCUAAGUGACAAAAUACAUUGUGAUUUGGGUGCACUGGCCGUUUAAGUAAGCACAAAUUCGGAAGUCUGGCCAUCUGUCCCAGUUUAAUGACGUUACAUUCCAUGAUUUCUGGGAACUGAAGGUUGAACUGCCAGUUGGAGCUGCUAAAAUGCAAAGUUGUCUGAUGUAGCUUUAAUAUCUGGCUGUAAAGAACAAAAUGAGCAGUGGUAUAUUAGGAACAGACGGAAGCUGAGUUCAGUUGAGUAAUUCUGUCGUCAGAAUUACUCAAAAAGUCGUGCUGUGUGAUGCUCCUUGAUGUGUGGAAAUACAGCAGAUAACUCAUUCAUAAAACAAGUUGUAAUAUAAUCUUCUCAUGUUUCAGCCUGUCUUGGCCAAACCCAUUUUUCUGAAGGCUUAAACCCUCCAUUGGUUUUAAAAUAAUCUCCAUGAUGUGUUGGCUGAUUGGAGUUGAUAGGCUUGCAGCGGGCAGAUGACGGGGCUGGCCCUGCUUCACUGAGGAUGACUGCGGUGCAGGCUUUCCAUGCUUGGUGCCUGUCUGCCUGUGUUUGUGCCAGAGUUGGCUGCCAGUCCCCAGGCCCUGGCUCGCCUGGCAUCUCUCCUCCCCCCUGAUGGUACACGGAAUAUUCCUGGCAGCCGAAUUUAUUCGCCUGCUGCUGAGGCGUGGCAUAGCCUCUUCCGGCUGUUAUUUUUAGCCUCGAUGGAGACUGUCGGCAUUCGUUCACUUGACUUGACUUAAACUCGGUUCUUUCCCAGGAAUAGUCUGCCUAAGUACUUCAGCCUUGAAACCGUAACGUGUUUCACUUGUGCACUGAUUUGAUUUUGUUUUUUGAGGUAUGGAUCUAAAACUAAAAGUGACUCACGACCCAGAAUGAUGGGAAGAACUGGCCAUUCUCUACCCAGUCUCUUUAAGUUUCCAUUCUUCUUUUAUUUUACUUCCAUGCAGCAGCUCAAUCGAGAGUCCGUUCUGAUUCUCUUGCUGCCAUUAGGAAGAAAAAAAGGAACUAAACAAUGGGAAGGAAAUGAAGCUGGAAAGGAAAGAGAAAUGGUCCGGGGAGGGACAGGGGAUGCUGACAGAUGCAGGCUGGGCUGAUGAGGAGAAGAUAAGGGCUGGGUUGUCUCUAAAUGAGCUGCUCCUCCAUCUCCCACGUCUAUCAGUCGGCACUCUGCCUCAGCCCUGCCCUGCACCCUCUACCCACGCAGCUACAACCCUUCAUUAAGGAGCCCAUGGGAACAAGAAAGCUCAUUGUCUGCCCUGGAAUUUUCUGCCCCUUGCUGCAGAGCCAACCUGUUAACGCCAGUCCCUCUCCCCUCCACCCACCAUUCUUCCUCUCUCUCCUCUCUCCAGCACUCCCUGAAUGAAUGCAAUUCCUAUGAAUCGGGCAGUGUGUUGUUAAGUUGCUUUAUUCAGCCCCGGGCGGUUUUAUCCUUGAGAUGUCACAAACCUCAAGUGAAGCAUGUUGUGGUUGGAUGAACUCCAACAGCAUUCCAAAGGAUCUCUGCAAGUGAUGAGCUCAUUAUGCAGCAUACAACUAAUGAUCUAUAUGUUACCGCCAUAUCCGCUAUUUAUUUUGUUAUCAGACUCAAGUCUUGAUCCAUGAAGAUGACGCACUCGUGCUGGUGUAACUGCAACAUUUGCAGACUGCACCUGUCCGAUAUAAUCAGGGAAACACUGUCUCUUCUUUAUCCCAGCUGCAUCUAUUUAUCUGCCCCCAUGUUCUCCCUGUCAACAGAAUUCUCAAUGUGUAAUCAUACUGUUUUGGCUCAAUGAUGAGCCUAUUGCUGACAAGCAGGUUGGACCUGUUCACCUGAGCCAACUUUCAAAAUGAAAUGAAUGGUAUUCACGCAUCAGGAGAAAUUCAGAGAAACACACUCGCUGAAAAAGAAGUCAGCGGUGUAGUAAUUUUUAUUCACCAAGCACUCUAGAAUAACUGUGCACAGAACUGAGUAAUGAUGUGCUUAUUUAUAAGGAUGAAUUAUUUGCGAGAACAUUUGUUUUAUGUUUAAGGAUUUCUGUCAAGAUAUCUGACGGUUUAAAGGAGCUUAAAUGUCCCCCAGAAAUGAUUCUGGAAUGACAGUUUGCAGCCUUGAGCAAUAUGCUUUAAAAUGAUGAGAUGUGUCAGUCUGCUCUGGAUGUCUCACAGCCUCUCGCUCUGCUGAAAGUGGCACAGUGGCACAGUCUAAUGCACUUAAAGAAAAAAAAAACAACACAGCGGGGUGGUAAUUGGAAUAUAGCAGAAACGGUAAUGACCAAUGUAUUUCAAGAAAAAUAAACGGAAAAUAGUCUUGUCUAAUGAACCUGCUAUCCAGAUGGGUUCAAUAACGAGCACAAUACAAGACUGGUUCGGUUUUUGAAAUGGAAACCACAACCUCAGGUCUACAUGGUGUCACGCUUUGUAAGUUUAUAUGGCCACCAAGACUGCAGGAGACAAUAGCUAUCAUUGAUCAAAGUGUUUCAGUGUGUAUUACACUCCAGUCCGGUGCUAAACAGUCUGUUCAUCCAAAUGACAAAAAGCAUAUUUUUUCACUUCAUUAUUUUCGGUAUUUUUGCAGGUAGUUUUGGGUUUAUUUGCCCAGGUUUUGAGUUUCUGAGAUUUCUGCCUCAAUCUUAAUACAAUGAAAGUGAGUAGAAUUCUAGUUGCGAUGCUUGCAUAAUUAAAAAUCAUAAUCGACAGAACACAGUGUGAUUGUUGUUUUAUUGACUACUUCGUAGAUAGAAAGUACUACUGGUGAAAUUGCAGACUGCGAGGUCUGUGGAUUAUACAGAGCAACCAGAACUUUUUUUCUAAAGACACAUUGAGGUGGUACUCCCAAGUAUUUUGCGUUUCGCAAGAAUAUUUUCUAAAAGCACAAGAAACAGCGGGUUCACAG